This is a messenger RNA of Spirodela intermedia, 2480 nucleotides long. Lineage: Eukaryota; Viridiplantae; Streptophyta; Magnoliopsida; Alismatales; Araceae. The record is from the annotation of a GenBank genome assembly.
AUGGACCGCCGGCUGCGGCAGCGGCGCGGAGGUGACCCUUCUGUCUAUCCCACUACUAUCUCUCCGUCCUUAUCCCAGGAACAUGCCCAAGAAACGGAAGAGUUUGGGUUUAAGCUACCUUCCUCGGACGCCCCAGCUCCGUUUCUUUCUUCGUCGCUCAACACAACCGGCGCCAAGCUACCAGCAAUCCCCAAUAAGAACUUCCAAUAUCCAGCUCUCCUUAAAGUCAAGCUUUCUGUGUGUCCCCAUCUCCCUGUCUCGUACUCGUCCACGUCCAGAAACACGAUAAACCCUUUUGAGCGUAGGCGGGGAAGAUGGCUUCUUCUCAUUCUCGCCCUCGUGCUACUCCUUCGUCCGGGCGAUUCUCAGCUGGAACAGACGUUCUCCGGCGGCCCCUCCUUCCGUAACCGUCUCGACAUCACAGACUCCUCCGCGGUGAGGAAACUGUCUCCGGGGACAGCCAACGAACGGAGGUGGGCUACUCUGGGGAACGCAAGUACGGUGGUGACCGUGAAGGAUUUCGGUGCACGAGGCGAAGGAUCGUCAAACGACACCAAGGUAGUAGACCGUUCAACAAUCUUUUCUGUCGCAGAUGGGAAUCUCCUUCUAAACGUUCUCGGACUCGCCCAUCGGUUACAUUGUCUGCAGGCGUUCGCCGCUGCCUGGAAGGCGGCUUGCUCUUCCCCCACGCCUGUCACAAUGCUAGUCCCCGAGGGGAAGGCCUACCGACUCAAACCCGUCACCUUCUCCGGUCCCUGCAAGUCUGCAAUCACCGUAGCGGUGAGACACAUCCGCCUACCCGGAAGCUCCCCUCGCAUCAAAAUCGUAUCGCGUCGCUCUUCCUUAGACUUGCUCUAUGUUUCAAAUUUCACCGACAGAUCAAGGGAACGAUUCUCGCCUCCGGAAGGAUAUCAGAUUGGGACGGAACCCGUCGCAGUCUCUGGAUGAAGUUCACCAAGGUCGACGGCCUCAGGUUGGAGGGCGGCGGAACCAUCGACGGCAAUGGGCAUGUGUGGUGGAAGGUCUCCUGCAAGCUCGACUCCGCACAGGUACGAACCCUUCACUCUCUCCGCUAGGGCGACUACCGCACAGCUAGUGGAAACUCUCUACCUUCGGCUUAAUUAAUCUCUAGCAGCUCACUGACUCGCCUUCUGAUUUUUCUUCGGCGUGAUGUUGCAGCCCUGCAAGGGUGCACCCACGGUACGCUCUGGAAUACGGUCAACUCUUUCAGUUGGUGGAUUCUCUGGUUUUUGCGAGCUGAUUAGUGAGGUUGACCACGUGCAGGCGUUGACGUUCCGAUCCUGCCGCGGCUUGACCGUGAACAAUCUGAGGUUCAAGAACGCCCAGCAGAUGCACGUCACUUUCGCAAAGUGCGCCAACGUCCAGAUCUCCCGACUGACAAUCUCCGCCCCCGGAAACAGUCCCAACACCGACGGAAUCCACGUCUCUGGUAGCACCGACGUUAAGAUCAGCGACUGCGUCAUCAGGACAGGUCCAUCCUCCGCCUCCUCUUCUUUGGCAUGCUCAAUCCUAGAAGCGGGAAGAAUGUGGAUUGUGACUUGGCUUUGAGUUCGUCCCUGUAGGCGACGAUUGCAUCUCCAUCGUCAGCCGGUCACACUCCAUUGCGGCCACCAACAUCGUCUGCGGACCGGGCCACGGAAUUAGGUACACACAUCUACCCUCGACGUGCUGGCAUCUGCUUGUGGCGUCCUCCUCUCCAGACCGUUUCUCCCACACCAUCUACCCUAUUCCCUGUUGACGAUUCUCCGCGUCGCUGACAGUAUCGGGAGCCUUGGAGCCAACGGUGCGGAACACACAGUCUCCGACGUCUUGGUCGACACGGCGCGGCUGGAGGGAACCACAAACGGAGUCCGGAUCAAGACCUGGCAGGUAACGCCAUCUAAAGGACACCCCAUUCAGAAUUCACUCGCGCUCCGCGAACUGACACUGCGACGACCGCGUCCACCGAUACUUGCCGUUCAGGGUGGAAAAGGGUACGCCAGAAACAUCACCUUCAUGAACAUCGUCAUGGACAAGGUGAAGAACCCUAUAAUCAUUGACCAGAACUACUGCGACUCCUCCAAGCCCUGCAAUGAACAGGUGGAAGAUGCUAGCACCCACCCUUUACCUCUCUGUUCCUUCGUCUCUCUCUCUCUCUCUCUUCUUUCUUUCUGUUUUUGUCUCUCUAUCUCUCUUUCUCUCACUCUCAUUUUCUCGCCGAGUUCGGAACCCUGAUCUUCCGUUCCCACUUCAAGAAAUCGGCGGUCGGCGUGAGCGGAGUGACCUACAGGAACGUGAGUGGAACAAGCGCAACCGCGGUGGCCAUGACCUUCGACUGCAGCCGCAUCGUUCCUUGCCGAGGGAUAAGGCUGCAGGACAUCAACCUCGUCACGACGAGAGGAGCAUUUGCCAAGAGCUUCUGCCGCAACGUCAACUUGUCUAAACGUGGCACCAUCGUCCCAUCGAGGUGCUCCUCCUGA